AUGCCGGCCCCCAUUGAGAUCGUCGAACCACCUGUCGUGGUGCGCGACCUCCAUGACGAUGAAAGGAACGUGGUCGAUUUCUUCGACCGCCACGUGAGCCACUGCACUCAAUGUGGGCUCGCUCUCGAGACGGCCAAGGACACUCUCUGCGAGCGUGGCCAGCGGUAUGCCGUCGAUGUCACCACGUAUCUAUACAGCGUGGAUGGAAAACACUUCUCUGUCGUGGACAGGGAGAACAACAAGCCCAUGCGAGUCAAGCUCCUGCACCAGGGCUCCCAUGCGCGCACCCUGAUCGAGAACAUUGACAAGGGCAUGCGCCUCGCCUCUCCUCGCCGGGGCCGCGCGCCGCCGGUCCAACCUCCUUCCACUCCUCCCCACCGGUCGACUUCUGUCCGCACCUCCUAUGAUGCCACAUACCCGGUAGGCCCUCGUCGGUCAGGGCCCAUGGUUCAGCAGCGUGAGCCUCGCUCCCGCUCUCACACCGAAUCGCCGCAACCCUCGCCAAAUACCCGCAUCAUCGAGCGAUCUCCCUCGAACAGCAAACCCCGCAUCGUCAUCUAUCCCUCUCCGCAUGGCUCUCCCAACCGCAGCUCCAACAGCCGCGGCUCGCUGUACAACUCGGACCGCCAGGACCGGGUUGAGCGCAUCUUCGAGUCGACUAACGCUCGGCGGCGCUCGGACUACUACCGUUGA
This is a messenger RNA of Penicillium canariense, 693 nucleotides long. RefSeq lists its product as uncharacterized. Lineage: Eukaryota; Fungi; Ascomycota; Eurotiomycetes; Eurotiales; Aspergillaceae. The transcript has a single exon. The coding region runs from base 1 to 693 and encodes 230 amino acids. The record is from RefSeq and is a predicted model, not a curated record.